Bombyx mori (domestic silkworm) is the source of this 1191-nucleotide messenger RNA. Its product is annotated as craniofacial development protein 2-like. Gene Ontology annotation, cellular component: nucleus. Gene Ontology annotation, molecular function: catalytic activity. The record is from RefSeq and is a predicted model, not a curated record. The transcript has a single exon. The coding region runs from base 1 to 1191 and encodes 396 amino acids. Gene Ontology annotation, biological process: chromatin remodeling. Lineage: Eukaryota; Metazoa; Arthropoda; Insecta; Lepidoptera; Bombycidae.
AUGGAAAGUAACAGAGAGACCAGGCCCCUAGUCCCCGGCGGCCCCGCUAUUCCUGGCUACGGUAGCGGUCACGGUAACGGUGGGGCAGGGGGUGCUAAGAAUCCCCGGCAGAGACACGGCUACCACCCCCCAAAACGACGACCACUGGCCCUGGUAACACACAACGUGCGCACUCUGAGGCUAGACGAGAAGCUCGUCGAGCUGGAAGAAGAGAUGGACAAGCUGCGCUGGGACGUUAUUGGUUUAUCAGAAAUCCGAAGACAGGGAGAGGAUACGAUAACUUUGCAGUCCGGCCACUUGUUCUUCUACCGAGAGGGAGAGCAGAAGUCCCAAGGUGGUGUUGGGUUUAUCAUCCACAAGUCUCUCGUGAACAACAUUGUGUCCGUCGGGAGUGUGUCGAAUAGGGUAGCGUGCCUUAUACUCAGAAUAUCUAAACGAUAUUCGCUGAAGGUCAUACAGGUUUACGCUCCCACUCAAACACACCCAGACGAUGAGGUGGAGGCUUUGUAUGAGGACGUUAGUAGGGCCAUACAUAGCUCCAAAACACACUUCACUGUUGUUAUGGGAGACUUUAAUGCGAAGCUGGGCUGUAGAAGCAAUGAUGAGUUGAAAGUAGGGCAAUUUGGAUAUGGGCAGCGAAACUCCAGGGGACAGAGGCUGGUCGACUUUCUGGAGAAAGAAGGACUUUAUAUGAUGAAUUCUUUCUUCCAGAAGCCGCCCCACAGGAAAUGGACCUGGAUGAGUCCCGAUGGUGUAACAAAAAAUGAGAUCGAUUUCAUCAUGAGCACCAGUAGACAGAUAUUCAAUGAUGUCUCUGUGAUUCAUAGGGUUAAAACCGGAAGUGAUCACCGGAUUGUCAGGGGCAUAUUGAGUAUCAAUGUCAAAUUGGAAAGAUCGCGUCUGAUGAAAUCCACGCUCCGGCCGCCGAAUGCACAUAUUCAUAACCGCGAGGGCUUUCAACUCGAAUUGUCAAAUCGCUUUAAAGGGCUAGACAGCAAAGCGUCUGUGGAUUAUAUCAACAGCAGGCUGGUGGAAACUGUCCAUACGGUAGGGUCUAAGUAUUUUAAAACUCACCACAAAAAUAGACCUCAAAAACUAUCAGACCACACCCGGAACCUCAUGGCUAGCCGACGUUCUAUGACACUCCAAACUUCUGAGGACGCUGAGUCAUAUAGGCAGCUAAAUAGAUAA